This is a messenger RNA of Eurytemora carolleeae, 2607 nucleotides long. RefSeq lists its product as uncharacterized. The coding region runs from base 161 to 2488 and encodes 775 amino acids. Lineage: Eukaryota; Metazoa; Arthropoda; Copepoda; Calanoida; Temoridae. The record is from RefSeq and is a predicted model, not a curated record. The transcript is spliced from 5 exons.
CUAUACUGUUAUUUUAGGCCCCUGGUUAGUGCCGACCCCGGCCACCAGGGGGUUACAAAUCCUUGUACGUGUCUGGUCGGGUCAGCUGAUUGCGGGGGGGGAGUUUCUCUGCCCUCUACUCCCGGCUUGUGGCAGGUAGUUUAGCUAUACCUGAAGUAAUAUGCCUCCUAAACCAAAACAGAUAACUCUGAAAGGCCGAGGUUUUGCUGCAGGGGAGAUGUUAUCCCUGCCGAUCCUGAAGUCCGUCACCACCGAUGGCCCAGGACCGGGUUCCGCCAAUGUUCUAAGGUCCAUGGGCUGGAAUGGAAAGAUUGUAGGCUCUGUAGUCCUCUGGCUAUCAAAUGACAACACUUCCGUUUCUAGAGGUCAAUUCUCCCUACUUGGCGAAUUCCUCCCUGAACCACUGAUUAUUCCUGCCAAAAAACUCUGGCCAAACAUCAGUGAUACCAUAUCCUUGUCAAUUAACCUGUCUUCUCCGGACCUGUUCUUAUUCCCGGAUUCCCUGACCUCGGAGUAUGUCGACGAAUCCGAUAUCAACCACCUUUUCUUUCGGAACAACAUAGCCUCCAACUCAGCCCUCACGGAUGAAGAGCUGAUUACUGCUGAGGUUGGCUCCUUUUGCCUGAGGAUGUUUAUUUACCCCUCCAGCAGCACGUUUGUCUCCUUCUCCCUAUUAAUCUACCCCGACUCGGUUGCAGGGUUAAAAGAUCAUGCCCUAGCCUCAAACCCUAAAUGGCCUGGCCUCCUUCUAUCUGACGGGAAAAUCCCGCUGCUCCCGGCCUCCACCAGCCUAAAGCUAAAAUGGGGGUCCCCAGUCUUACCCUUGAUCAUCCCUGGAGCCUCUUGGGAUCUCAUCCCAAGUUUUCCCCCUACUGCGGAUUUUCUGUUCAAACUCUUUUCUAUCCUAAGAAAUACAGCUCUACCGGAGACUAAGAGACUAGGAGACUCCCUUCUAGCUAGAUGGGAGGCCCUGGACAGGGAAGGAGCAGGAGCCCUUGACUCCUCUGUCCCAGCGGUAGUCUGGCCGGAACCUCCAACUCCUACAACUGCUACGGAUCCAAGGGAAGGUGAUGACCCUGAGGAAGGAGAGUAUGGUGAGAUCAGGGAGAUCGACGAUACCAUUUCCCUGAUAGAUGGGAAUGUAGAGGAACUGGCCAGGGAAGCGAGAAGAGAGCUGGGAAUUAGACCUCCCUCAACACUCCCUAGGGAUGGCCCAGGCCCGGGAUCAUCUGUCCUCCCAGAGUGCCGUUCUACAGCUCAAAAACCAGCCCGGAAACGAUCGGGAGGAAAAUCAGGGGAAAAGGAGAAAGCUGGCAAGAAGAGACCCAAGUCUGUAGCCGUAGAGGUUGAAGACUCGUCGGAUGAAGAAGGAAACGAGGUAGAGACUACUCAGUGGAAGUUUCUGGAACAAGUUUGGCCGAGGGAUUCUAGACCGGACCUGUUGCUGGAUCGUGCUGAAGUAAGCAAAAUGACGAUUCAAGACAUAAACCUGAUGCAUGACAUGUAUGUCAAGCAGCUCCGCGCAGAAAAUUCUAAGCUAUCACACUUGAAAAAGGAUGAGCUACCCCCUAAGAAAAAGUAUGGAGAAGGUAAGGAUGAUGGCCAAGAACGACUUCAUCCUGCUCGUUGGCUCAGGUUACCGUUUGUAGAUCCAAAAAGGUACUAUGAGCAGGUCCCUAUAAAACAUGAACAUAAAUACCGGAACCUGGCCUUGGAAUUCGGUGGCUGCAACAGCAACAUAGCCGACAGGACGAUCAUCCUCAUGCAUGACAGGAGGAAUGCGGUGGAAAUCAAGCACUUCAUGUCUGAAAAUAGUUCUGUAGCCAGUCGGCCGAUGAAGGAGAUUCGAAGAAAGGAGGACGAGGAACUGGUCACGUUGUCAGACUACAACUGGGCGGAACCUCAAUCGGUUAGACAGGUGCAAGAAGCAAUAGAGAACUACAGGUCUUUGCUUCAACUACUCUGGCCUAUGGACCAGACUGGGAACGUUAUGGGCCGGUUGCUGCUUAGAUACUGGUUUAUUUCGGCAGCCCAGGAUCCGAAGGUGAAGAUUGCAGUGAUUUGUGCGUUCUUUAACUCUGUGCAGAGAUUGAAUAGCAAACGUGCAGCGAACAAAACCGCGGUGCUCAGCUACGAGGAGCAGGAGAAGCUCUUAAAGGAAACCCUCUCUGCACAUGGUCUACGUUCGGAGGUACCUUAUGAAGGAGCAGCUAAGAACUUUGAUCGGCCUUUCAACUCAGCCUCUAAUUUUUCAUCUUCAGCCUCUCAGCCUCAACGCCACCAAAAACCUCUGAGCAGGGGACGACAAGGGUUGGUGAACGGCGUCAGGACCUGCUAUGAUUAUAAUAACAGUAAAUGCACCAGGAAGACAAACGCAAGUGGCUGUGAAAACCCCAAGGGGGAAAAAUUCGCUCACAACUGCAACAUUUACCUCAAGGAUAAGAACGCUUUUUGUCAUGGGAGACAUAGUAGGACUGAUCACAAGUAGUUGAGGGAGCUUGAAAUGUAAUGGCUAUGGCCGGAGCUGCGGGAGAUAUAUUUUACAGAAUUUUAUAAAUGGGAAGUAAUAAAUAUGUAUCUUAAUGAAUAAAUGUAUAUUUUAAAAUU